GACAUCCCCUGCACAAAUGAUGGGGCCGACAGUAUUUGUCUGCACUGCGGUGGGCGUCGCCAGCCUGCUCCUGGCUCUAGAUGGUGCAGCCUGUCUACUGAAUGUGGAGAACGCAUGCCUCACGACACGAUCCAGCAGCAUCGUGAUGCUCAUCAUCGGCGCAUCAAUGCUGAUGCCAAUAGCUACCUGCCUCUGCGCAGCUCGACUCGACAGUUGCGAGGCACAAGAGCACGAGAAGACCCGAUUGCUGCAAUUUUGCAGGGAAGAGCACGAGCGAUACGAGUCUCAGUCACGCAAACUUCCUCGACGAGUGCUUAUGUAUCUUUACACCGGCCAUUUGCUCUCUGCUUGGGGUGACCGCAUGUGGGAGUUUGCUGUGCCAAUCCUCUUUAUGGAGAUAUUUGUGGAUACAUUACUACCUGGGGCAUGCUUCUCGCUCGUCAUGUACGCCUCGUGCCUCAUCGUGAUCCCGUCUGUAGGGAGACAACUCGAUGCUGCAAACCGCUGGAAGGCCAUGCGACUGGCCAUCAUACUGGAGAACGCCAAUAUAAUCGCUAGCACUGCCUUGCUAGGGGCGAUGCUACUAUUGACGGACGCCGAUGGAUUCCACAAACCAGAGUGGACAUGGCCGUUAACGCUUCUCUUUGUUGGCACACUCAUAUGUGGCGGUGUGGGUCAGGUACUUAGCGAGGCUCAAACGCUGGGCAUCGAGCGCGACUGGGUCGUGAUCAUCGCGCAAAGCAGUGGAACAGAGCCGUCGAGUGCACUGGCGAGUCUUAAUACCAUCCUUCGGCGCAUCGAUCUCGCUUGCAAGCUGCUAGGGCCUCUCGCAUUUGGCGUUAUCAUGGACUUUGCUGGCCGCGAUCCUACCACGCGCGCCAUGAUCGGCGCGUCGACGGUAGCUAUCUGGAACGGUCUCUCCACCCCGCUCGAGUAUUUCAUGACACAAGACAUCUACAAACUCGUCCCCGAGCUUGCUAUCAAGGAGAGCUCGAAGCAACCCAACGACGAAGAAGAGCUAGCAUCAGCAGACGAUCAAUCGACUCUGUCUCGCUAUGUUGGAAUGUGGAGAAACUACUCGAGGCAUCCGGUUUUCCUGCUCAGCUUUUCCUACUGCGCACUCUACAUGACUGUCCUGGAUAACGGCUCGUUGAACACCGCGUACCUUAAGUGGCGAGGCGUACCCGGCUCGUUGUUGGCCUCCAGCCGUGGUGCAGGUGCGGUAUUUGGCCUUUUGGGUACCGUAUUGUUCCCAUACUUGCGGCGUACCAUUCCGCGACUGGAGUGUGUUGCAGUCUUGAGUAUAUGGCUGUUCUGUUUGUGUCUAGCGCCAAUAUUGGUUGCAUUCUUGCUGAGUGGAGAAUCGCGUGUGUCGGACUACGUUAUGCUAUGCUGCAUGGUUGGCGCACGCAUGUGGCUUUGGAGUGCCGACCUCACGGAAACGCAGCUCAUGCAGGAAUGGAUCGAACCAAGUCGCCGUGGAGCCGUCAACGCCAUGCAGACGGCGACGUGCCAAUUAUUCUACAUGCUCAUUCAAGUGGUAGGAAUCAUAUUCCACGACCCGAGACAAUUCGAAGCGCUCGUGCUCUUCUCCGUUGCCACUGUGCUCGCUGCUGCGAUGGGGUUCACGCUCUGGGACGUUCGAUAUGGCUGCCACCGAAGUUUGUACGCGCGGUCCACGACAGGAACUAUGAAGACAAUUGCAACACCGUAAACAGCAAUAAAGACUCUUUAAGGGACGAGUUUGGAAGGGAUCAGAUUCUAAGCCUUCGCUAGAAAGAGUCGAGCACCCCCGGAGCCGCAUUACAUACUUAUCUCAUGAAGUUCUCACAGAUAUCACUUCAACGUCAGCUCUACAGUGCAUGUAGCAAUUCACUUUGAUCAAAAUGUAAAUUCGGCACACAAGAUCUUUUAGGCUAAUAGAAGGCCAU
This is a messenger RNA of Phytophthora nicotianae INRA-310, 1931 nucleotides long. RefSeq lists its product as hypothetical. Bases 17 to 1714 code for a protein of 565 amino acids. The transcript has 4 exons. Lineage: Eukaryota; Oomycota; Peronosporomycetes; Peronosporales; Peronosporaceae. Gene Ontology annotation, biological process: iron ion transmembrane transport. Gene Ontology annotation, molecular function: iron ion transmembrane transporter activity. The record is from RefSeq and is a predicted model, not a curated record. Gene Ontology annotation, cellular component: membrane.